Molecule: messenger RNA, 1521 nt
Organism: Galeopterus variegatus (Sunda flying lemur)
Lineage: Eukaryota; Metazoa; Chordata; Mammalia; Dermoptera; Cynocephalidae
Gene: GPX5
Product: glutathione peroxidase 5 (epididymal androgen-related protein)
Exons: 5
Coding region: 82-747 (221 amino acids)
Biological process (GO): response to oxidative stress
Molecular function (GO): glutathione peroxidase activity
Source: RefSeq, a predicted model, not a curated record
CGGCCAGCUCCGCCGAGGUAUCAAGACUGAGGCGGCGCCGAGGCCUCUGGCCCUCGGACUAGUGAUCUACAAACACUAGUCAUGACCGCACAGUUCAAAGCCUCCUAUCUUUUCCCCUUUCUCUUAGUGGGCUUCGUGGAGACAAAUUCCAAGCCGGAGAAGAUGAAGAUGGAUUGCUACAAAGAUGUGAAAGGCACCAUCUAUGACUAUGAGGCCCCCACUCUUGAUGGAAAGGAACGGAUUCAGUUCAAGCAGUAUAUGGGCAAGCAUGUCCUGUUUGUCAACGUCGCCACCUAUUGUGGUCUGACAGUUCAGUAUCUUGAACUGAAUGCACUCCAGGAGGAGCUGAAGCCCUUUGGCCUAGUUGUGUUGGGCUUUCCCUGCAACCAAUUUGGAAAGCAAGAACCAGGAGAGAACACAGAGAUUCUUCCUGGACUCAAGUAUGUCCGUCCAGGGGGAGGAUAUGUACCUAAUUUCCAGCUUUUCGAGAAAGGCGAUGUGAAUGGUGACAAAGAACAGCAAGUCUUCACCUUCUUGAAGCACUCCUGUCCUCACCCCUCUGAGAUUUUGGGCUCAUUCAGACAUAUCUCCUGGGAACCUGUGAGAGUUCAUGACAUCCGCUGGAACUUUGAAAAGUUCCUGGUGGGGCCUGAUGGAGUACCUGUCAUGCGCUGGUUCCACAAAACUCCAGUCAGCACAGUCAAGUCAGACAUCCUGGCAUACUUGAAUCAAUUCAAAACUAAAUAGGAAGGAAAAGUUGGGGGCAGGAGCCACCCUGCUUCUCACCUAAAGACCUGAUCCCCCCCAAAUCCAUCUUCUCACCACACUGUCUUCCUACAUGGCCUCCACUUGACUAAAUCACCUCCAUGCUGCCACAGUGCUCACUCUCUACCAAGUCGAUUUAUAUUCAGAAGGCUACUGAUAUUCCUCCUUAAAAGAAUAUGUGGGUGAAGAGGAAAAGAAUGGAAACCCUAAACCCCCAGACCUGUGUUACAAAUUUGAUCUUUCAUAUCCAUCAAAGGAAAAUCAUCCUUCCAUGAGGAUGGUUCCGUCUGCUGUCAUAAUCUGCAAAACAUCUCUGAUGCUCUGACCUCCUACUCUUCACUCUAGAGGCAUAAAAGUAACGAUGCAGUUAUAGUCAUGCAAUCUAGCUUCCACUUCAUAACACUUUUUUGUCGCCCAGGACAGACAUAUAUUGUCAGUUUCCAACAUUUUUUGGAUCAGUCUCCAUUUGUAACACCUCCCCCUGCUUGUCUUUCUCCUGUGGGAGCCUUAAGAUAGAGUGGGAGCAAGAAUAUAGCCUCAUAUGAAGGGAGGGCACCUCCAUGCUAAUGGAACCCAGCACCUCUUUCUGGCCUUACAAAAGCUUUCCUGAUUGUCUGAUCUUUAGUUCAUUUGGGUUAUGGUACCUGGGCAAGAAUGCCCUUUAUCUUUUGAAGGAUGGGAUUUCCUCUCUCAAACCUAGUACUGCAACUUUGGCCCUGCCACUGUCUCUAAUAAAAUGUUUUCUGAAGCAUCUAA